Molecule: messenger RNA, 393 nt
Organism: Ostertagia ostertagi
Lineage: Eukaryota; Metazoa; Nematoda; Chromadorea; Rhabditida; Trichostrongylidae
Source: the annotation of a GenBank genome assembly
AUGCUCGCCGAAUUUGCCGUGUUUGCAAUUCUUGGAGUCAGCCACUCUUUGCUCAUGUUCGACAGAGUCGAUUCGGAGAAUGCGUGUCUUCUAGCGAUGUGUGACGCGGAUUCUGGAUGCGUGCCAAAAGGAUGCUCGAUCGAUCAAAAUAAUCGCAUUGGAUGUGGAUAUUUUCGACUCAAUAUUUACCAGUUCCGGCAACAACAUCAGCCUUGCGAGGUGAGGGGGAAGGAGAGAGGAGGAGGUAGCUUUGAGCAUGGAUCCGAAGAACACGCCCACGCCGUGACUGACCAUAACUACAAUACGAAUUCAAUGAACACAGCUUUCUACUGGAAGCGAGUUGGAGAUAUUUGCGGCGGACGGUGCAACAAACCCAUUUUCGUUCGACACUAA